This is a messenger RNA of Cylas formicarius (sweet potato weevil), 1707 nucleotides long. Its product is annotated as myrosinase 1-like. The record is from RefSeq and is a predicted model, not a curated record. Bases 38 to 1504 code for a protein of 488 amino acids. The transcript is spliced from 10 exons. Lineage: Eukaryota; Metazoa; Arthropoda; Insecta; Coleoptera; Brentidae. Gene Ontology annotation, biological process: carbohydrate metabolic process. Gene Ontology annotation, molecular function: beta-glucosidase activity.
AUAAAUAUGAGAUUACAUCGAUCAGAUACAGACAAAAAUGAAAUUUGUUUGUUUUUUGUUAAUAAUAUGCUGCGCGAAAGGGCUUCGCGCAAACAUUAGCAAUAAGGUUUUUCCGCCUUCCUUUAAAUUCGGUGCCUCGACGGCUGCCUAUCAAAUCGAAGGGGGUUGGGAUGCAGACGGAAAAGGACCUAGCGUAUGGGACACCUUUGUUCAUAAAGGAGGUGUCACAGUGGAUAAUUCCACUGGAGAUGUUGCUUGUGAUUCGUAUCAUAAGUGGGAAGAGGAUGUACAAAUUCUUAAAGAGUUAGGAGCCCAAAUAUACAGAUUUUCAAUCAGCUGGCCUAGAAUUCUACCCGAUGGUACGACGAAAAACAUUAACCAAAAGGGGGUUGAAUACUAUCUAAACUUGAUUAAGGCACUGAAAGCAAACAACAUCGAACCGAUAAUCACACUUUACCACUGGGAUUUGCCCCAGAGCCUGGAGGAAAACGGUGGUUGGUUAAAUCCCGUCACUGCAGACUACUUCGGCGAAUACACUCGUCUUUGUUUCCAAUUGUUCGGGAGUUACAUCAAAUACUGGAUCACUCUCAAUGAACCAUUCAUCCAGUGCCUCCACGGAUAUACAGUUGGUCUUCUCGCACCGGGAGUGGUUAACUUAGGAGAAGGGAUAUAUAAAUGCGCUCACGUGCAACUCCUGGCACACGCUCAGGCUUACCAUAUAUACGACGACGAGUUUAGAGACAGCCAAAACGGAAAAGUGGGUGUUAACAUUCCGUACUCUUGGAUGGGACCUAAAGAUCCCAACAAUUCCCUUGAUGUAGAGGCUACGGAAAGAUAUUUUCAAUUUCAGUGUGGGUUAUUCGCGAACCCCGUAUUGAUCGGCAAUUGGCCGCAGCUUGUGAUAGACAGAGUUGGCAAUUUAAGUGCCCAGGAGGGUUUGGCGACUUCCAGACUACCAGAACUGACCAAGGAAGAAAUUGAAUUUAUAAAUGGGACCAGUGAUUACAUAGCAUUGAACUCAUACUCAGCAAGUCUUGUAUCGUACGCAAACGACUCAACACCGUUGAUACCUAGUUACUUGACAGACUAUAACGUGGAAACUUCUAUGAAUGACUCGUGGCCCACGUCAACAGCAGAAUGGCUGGUUUCGUACCCAGAAGGGUUGCGCCUAGCAUUGAAUCAGAUUAACGACCGGUACCAUCCCAGCGAAAUCAUCAUUACUGAAAACGGGUGGAGCGACGAUGGUCAACUGAAUGACAUUGGUAGACAGGAAUACAUGGAAGGAUAUUUGAAUAGCAUUCUGGAAGCGAUCACUGAAGAUGGUGUUAAUGUCACCGGCUAUUCAACUUGGUCUUUAUUGGACAAUUUCGAGUGGGCCUACGGUUACACGCAGUCGUAUGGGAUUAUAAAAGUUGAUUUUAAGGAUCCCAACAGAACCCGCACGUGGAAAGAUUCCGCUACAUGGUACAAAAACGUCAUCGAAAAUAGAUUUAUAACAAAAUAAUCAAGAAUAAGCGAAAGUGGUGUAACAGAAUGUAAUAAAAAAAUGUGUGUUACUUUUUUGUUCUUCCAACAGACAGAAAAUAUCUGGAGAUCGUUAAUUGAAUCACGUGUUUUACAUAAAAUUAAAAACAAUAUACUCAGAAAAAAAACACCAGACAGUUACCAUGGUGAACUAAACUAAAUGUAAAUGUGACUUGGUAAUAC